AUGCCGAAUCUACUUACUUGGGUCCAGCGGGACCUGUUCCCCGCCUUGCUGGAAAAUGCUUCAGCCGCCACUAUCGUCGCAGUCGUCGCGCAAGCCCUUGGCGCGUGCCUUCUUUGUUGUGUGGUCGGUGCUAUAGCCGUGGUGGUACUCGCCAUUCUUGCAGCCUUGACAGUGAACUGUUGCUGCUGCUGCUUCACGCCUGACGGCGCCGAGAGGGUUACGGAGAGCAAAUGGCCUCGCUUCUUUCGCAAACGGCGGGUCUUGACGGCCGAGGAACACCAGGCCGCCCUGGAGGAGAAUGACUGGGAAAUUGCCUUUGUACCCCCACUGCCGCCGUACCGCGCAUUUCCAGUCAUCUAUGCCCCGGCGGAUGCUCCGGUGAUGAAGGACGACGAACAGGUUGUGGAGAUGCUCGCCUAUCCUGUACCAGCACAUGGGGGUGUCUAG
This is a messenger RNA of Emericellopsis atlantica, 447 nucleotides long. RefSeq lists its product as uncharacterized. Lineage: Eukaryota; Fungi; Ascomycota; Sordariomycetes; Hypocreales; Bionectriaceae. The record is from RefSeq and is a predicted model, not a curated record. The coding region runs from base 1 to 447 and encodes 148 amino acids. The transcript has 2 exons.